AUGAUUUGGCAGACUUUAUUGGCGGUGGCUUGUAUCACCUUACAGCCAGUUCACAGCGAUACAAGAUAUAGAUUGAAUACAACUAUUGUACCAUCGGCUUACGCGUUAACAAUAACACCAUAUUUUGAUACCAAUGAUGACAGAGCGUUCUCAUUCGACGGCGAAGUAUCCAUCACAUUUGAGACCACGUCAAACAUUAACAAAAUUAAGCUGCAUUCCCAAGACCUAAUUUACACUUCCGCAAAUAUCUCUCUUAAGAAUGGCGAUAAUAUUAUUGGAUUAAAUGAAAGUAAUCCUCUUGAAUUUGAAGAAGAUUACUCCUUUGCUCAUAUCAAUUUGGCUAGUGAUAUAGUAGUUGGGAGUGAAUAUACUCUUAAAAUUGUUUAUCGAGGACCAAUAAGAACAGACCUUAAUGGUUUUUAUAGAAAUUACUAUUUCCAAAAUGGUGUAAAAAAAUGGCUGGGCGCAACACAAAUGGAGCCCACCCAUGCAAGAAAAGUAUUCCCUUGUUUCGACGAACCUGAAUUAAAAGCUGUAUUUACCAUGUCCAUUGAUAGACCUGCGGAAUACAAGCCUUCUCUAGCAAAUACAGAAAUCAUGUCGAACAGCUCAUUGUCUAACGGAUAUAUUCGCGAAAUCUUUUACCCUACGCCGAGAAUGUCAACAUAUCUUGUUGCGUUUCUUGUGUCUGAGUUUGAAGCUGGUUCAUCAAAUGCUUUAGGAGAAAAAGAAUUAGGGAUAUACACCAGGCCCGAUGCUAAAAACCAAACUGAAUAUGCCUUUGACAUUGCGCAAAGAAUUGUAAAAGCACUUGGCGAUUACUUUGGAAUUGAUUAUUAUUCGACUAAUGAUAAAUUAAGGCUUGAUCACGUAGCUUUAACAGACUUUAGAGCUGGGGCUAUGGAAAACUGGGGACUAAUUAAAUACAGGGAAUCUCUUUUGUUGUAUGUUCCUGAAGAAUCUACGCCGUAUUUUAAAUAUAGAGUAGCACAAAUUGUGGCCCACGAAACAACACAUAUGUGGUUCGGUAACCUUGUCACCUGCCACUGGUGGAGCAACACCUGGUUAAAUGAAGGUUUUGCAAACUACUUCCAAGAUUAUAUGACCUCUUUGGUCGAGCCCGAUGUAGCAGCUGAUGAUGCACUGGUUAUAGGUUCUGUUUAUUCAGCUUAUAAUGCCGAUGAUAAUCCAGAUUCUCCUGCAAUCACAAACAAUAAUGUUAAUUCACCAUCAGAAAUAAGUGGACAUUUUGGAACUAUUACCUAUCAAAAAGCUGGAUCCGUCAUAAGAAUGAUGCAUCAUUUAAUAGGCGAUGACGCCUUUAAAUAUGGAUUAAACUCCUAUCUGUCUACUAACCAAUUUCAAUCGGGUUAUCCCUAUUUGUUAUAUUCUGCCUUGGAGAAUGGAGUAAGGAAUUUUACUUCUUUGUCUAAUUACGAAGGUUUUCAAUUCACUGACAUAAUGAGUUCGUGGAUAAGCCAAUCAGGACAUCCCAUUCUGUAUGUGAAUGUUGAUUAUGAGAAUUCCUCGAUUGAAUUAAGUCAGAUCGUCAACGAUUUAUUUGCUUUCCUUUUUGCCGAUGAAGUGAAAUUCGAACUUUUACAUAAUUUACUGCAUUUCCUGUCAAACGAAAAUGAAUAUGCCGUAUGGAACGCAGCUCUGAAAGGUUUAAAUAAACUUCGAAAUUAUUACAUCGGUUCUGAUACAUUGGAUUUAAUAGAUGAAUUUGCUCUGGAACUAAUGGAUGGAGUUAUUUAUAGGAUGGGUUAUGAUGUAAAAUCUACAGAUGAUUUUAAAAUAUUACGUAACAGGAUGCAAAUAUUGGAAUUCGCUUGCAAAAUAGGUCAUCAAGGUUGUAUUGACAAGUCGUUGCAAUGGUUUAAAGACUUAAAGGAUAACAAUAUAUGGAUUCAACCAAGUUUAAGAAGUGUUGCGUAUUGCACUGGGUUAAGAUAUGGAAAUGACGAAGAUUACGACUUUUUAUGGAACAGGCUUGUCAAUACAAAUGUUGCCAAUGAAGCGUGGAUUAUUGCUGAUGUACUGGGUUGUUCCCAAAGGGAAGACAAACUGAAGAGUUACCUUGUGUCCAUGCUACUUGAAAAUAGUCCCAUCAAAACUCAGGAUCUUACGGUACCCUUAGCAAGUGUUCUAACAAAUUAUAGUAAUGUACCACUGUUCGAGAGCUUCCUGUCAUCGUGCAAGGAGUGCAGUGAAGAUGAGGUAGCAAGUGCCAAGAGCUCUUUAGCCAAAGCCAGGGCAGUGACAGCUUGGGCUGAUAAUCAUAGGAGUGACAUUUCAAGCUCUUUGAGUAACGAUGCCGUAACCUCCUCGGCAUCAAUCGCAUUACUUGUUGUUGGCGCUCUUUUAGUUCUGUAUUAA
This is a messenger RNA of Danaus chrysippus (African queen), 2379 nucleotides long. The record is from the annotation of a GenBank genome assembly. Lineage: Eukaryota; Metazoa; Arthropoda; Insecta; Lepidoptera; Nymphalidae.